This is a messenger RNA of Austrofundulus limnaeus, 2190 nucleotides long. It is a transcript of the gene kcnk9, whose product is annotated as potassium channel, subfamily K, member 9. NCBI's taxonomy places the organism in Eukaryota, Metazoa, Chordata, Actinopteri, Cyprinodontiformes, Rivulidae. Gene Ontology annotation, biological process: stabilization of membrane potential; potassium ion transmembrane transport. Gene Ontology annotation, molecular function: outward rectifier potassium channel activity; potassium ion leak channel activity. Gene Ontology annotation, cellular component: plasma membrane. The transcript is spliced from 2 exons. The record is from RefSeq and is a predicted model, not a curated record. The coding region runs from base 947 to 2113 and encodes 388 amino acids.
AUAAAAAAUCCUAGAUCCGCCACUGUAGCUGCACCAGAUUGUGUGUGCGUGUCAGCACCACGGAUAGUUCCACCACGCCGAGCUCGGGUUGACGCUUUCCGUCCGACCACCCAGGAGGAGGCGCGCUGUGACAGAGGAGGAGGACCCUCACACCUGGAACCUGAAGAACCCUGGGACUCCCACCGAUCAGACCUGUGGAGGCAGURACUUGUGACAGACUCGGACAACUGAGAGUCAGGACGAGUGACGAGGAGAAAAAGACUUUUUUUAAUCUUAAACGGCUGAAAGUGACGAACCGCCGGCGGUUCGGACAGUCCCGGGCGCUUUGGUGAGUGUCACAUCGGGUCUUCUAUGUUCCAGAUGUCUACAUUUUCACACAGAUUUCACACACACACUCAGACACACACACUCAGACACACACACAGUUGAUGGUCGGGUCCAGUCAGCACAUUUCUGAUGACUGAUCACGGAGAUGUUUUCAGGACAAGGAAAGAAUCCUUUGUGCUGUGAUGGAUCCUGAGCUCAGAACAUGUUGCUCUGAGCUCCAACUUACAGAACAUGAAGAGGCUGACUUUGAGGAUCUUUUAAAUAAAACCAGGCUCAGACAGGUUGAAGGAGCAAACAGRAGACGUGUGGACCCUCUCCACCCUGUGUAGCGCAGGAGCAGAGCUGUGGAGCAGCCUGUUGAUGGCGUGGCGCACAGCCAGGGUUCGGUUUGUGCAGAUCUGGCGCAGAGUUCCAGGUCCGGGCGACCCAACAGCCUGCUCUCUCUCUCCGUGAGCCAGGAUCUUUGUCACAAGGCCAGGGUCCAGCGUGCCCCCCCGGAGCGCACCCUGUCGAGCCCCCGCCUCCGCACGCUGCCCACGCAGCUCCCCGCACGCCUGCUGCGCCUCCGCGGGGACUCCAGGGGGGACAUGAAGCCCGCGGCCGCCGCCUCCUGUUGGUCAUGAAGCGGCAGAACGCGCGGACCCUGUCACUGAUCGCCUGCACGUUCACGUACCUUCUGGUGGGGGCGGCGGUGUUUGACGCGCUGGAGUCCGAGUUCGAGAUGCGGGAGAAGGAGCAGCUGGAGGCGGAGGAGAGGCGGCUGCAGGGGAAGUACAACAUCAGCGACGAGGACUACCGUCAGCUGGAGACCCUCAUCCUGGAGGCCGAGCCGCACAGGGCCGGGGUCCAGUGGAAGUUCGCCGGAGCCUUUUACUUCGCCAUCACGGUCAUUACUACCAUAGGUUAUGGCCACGCAGCACCAGGGACAGACGCAGGGAAGGCUUUCUGUAUGUUUUAUGCUGUCCUGGGGAUCCCUCUAACACUUGUCAUGUUCCAGAGUCUGGGUGAGAGGAUGAACACGUUCGUCAAGUGCCUCCUAAAACGUAUCAAGAAGUGCUGCGGCAUGAGCAUCACAGACGUGUCCAUGGAAAACAUGGUGACGGUGGGAUUCUUCUCCUGUAUUGGCACGUUGUGUAUCGGUGCUGCUGCCUUUUCCCAUUACGAGGACUGGAGCUUCUUCCAGUCGUACUACUACUGCUUCAUCACCUUAACAACCAUAGGCUUUGGGGAUUUUGUGGCCCUUCAGAAGAACCGGGCCCUUCAGAAGAAGCCCUUGUACGUGGCCUUUAGCUUCAUGUACAUCCUGGUGGGUCUGACGGUCAUUGGGGCUUUUCUGAACCUGGUGGUCCUCCGCUUCCUGACGAUGAACAGUGAAGACGAGCGACGGGACGCAGAAGAACGGGCCUCGCUCGCUGGCAAUCGUAGCAGCAUGAUGAUCCACAUCCAAGACAAAGCUGUGCAGCGGGGCCGACAGCGACGUGAGGUGUACGGCAUGGAGGUGAAUGAUUUACAGUCGGUGUGCUCAUGCAUACGCUACCACUUGCAUGACUACGGCACUACUGGAGGAGGGAUACGAGGACUGGGCUGUGUCUUUUCUCAUCAGAACUCCUUCAGCUCCCAGCUGAACCCCAAUCAGUACUUUCAGACAGUUUCCUACAAAAUUGAGGAGAUCUCAGCCAGCACGUUGAAAAACAGCCUCCCACCAUCGCCCACGAGCUCUGUACAUCCUGACCUUUACAGCUUCACAGACAAUCACCAGUUCACCAGUAGAAGGAAAUCUGUCUAGAACUACAUUUCCAAUGCUCCUUAAAGGGAUCCAUGAUUAGUUGUAACAUUAGACUUUAUUUGAUAAACAUGAAUUUU